Molecule: messenger RNA, 612 nt
Organism: Rubroshorea leprosula
Lineage: Eukaryota; Viridiplantae; Streptophyta; Magnoliopsida; Malvales; Dipterocarpaceae
Source: the annotation of a GenBank genome assembly
AUCUUUACUCUCCAUUCUAAUCUCCCUGCCAUUAAUAUUGUUGUUGAACUCGUUGUGAGAGAACUAGAAACGGAUCCUUUGUUCAAUUCCAGCCAUGGAUCUGCACUCACGGCCAAAGGAACGUUGGAGAUGGAGGCAAGCAUUAUGGACGGGAACAAGAGAAGGUGCAGCGCCGUAUCCAGUGUAACCACCGUGAAGAACCCCAUCUCUCUUGCUCGUCUUGUAAUGGAAAAAUCUCCACAUUCCUACCUAGCCUUCUCUGGUGCGGAAGAGUUCGGCCAGGGACAAGUUGAAAUACAUAAAUCUAAAUUUGAAAUCUAUAGAGUUGGAAGAGAAUUUGAAAUACAUGAAAUAUAUAAUUCUAAUUACAUGUAUUUUGGUUAAAUUCAAUUACAUCCUUAUUUUAUGAAAAUAAAUUAUGAUAUUGAAUUUGAAAUGAGCAAAUUCAAAUACACUCUCCAAAAGUCACGUUCCCAAACAUACCAUUAGAUCUUACAUGUACAUAUUGCGUCAAUUAGUAUACAUAUCAAGUUUGUUAUUUGCAUUCACCAAUUCACAAACUGGCAAUGGUUAAAUUCUUGUUCUGUGCAACAAGAAAAUCCCUUGGUGUUU